Molecule: messenger RNA, 1908 nt
Organism: Oikopleura dioica
Lineage: Eukaryota; Metazoa; Chordata; Appendicularia; Copelata; Oikopleuridae
Source: the annotation of a GenBank genome assembly
AUGAUUUACCAGAAGAAAGAGAUUUUGAAGCGAUACCUUCAGAAGGAAACCGAGCCAGUUUCUGAUUCGUCCUCGCCUUGCAGUGAUUUUUGCGUCGACGAUGGCGCUGUCGACGAGUGGUGGCGCCGCAGCGCGAGCACCAAAGCCACUCCGCCACCGAAGCCAUGUUCCACCUCCUGUAGCACCUUCGACAAUUACCCCCGAGCAUUUACAUCACUCAAAUCAAACUAUCACAGCUCAAAAGCAGAAACUCAAAGCUCCAGCUUUGAUAGCAACAACAAUCAACUUUGCUUUUUUCGAUCAGAAAAUUCAAUCGAACAAGAGAUGGAGAUGAUAUGUCAAAAAGUAGAGAACCAGCUCAAAAAGGAACCAAGAACUUUUCCUCCAUUUUAUGGACAAAAGUUGAGCACAGAAAUUCAAGCCUCAAUUUCAGCACCGAUAAAUCUCCAUCCCUCCUCGGUCGGAGCCACUUCUCAGCCGGUAUCUUUGACUCCUUCUUUGGAGAAGCUUCAGAAAACACUGAAGCGCAAGCUCGAGCAGUCCGCUAGCAGUAGCUCUCCUAUGUCAGCCAAACGGUCCCGAAAAUCAAGCUCAGAUGAAGCGAUAGAUUUGAGCUUCAAAACUACGGACAGUACUUCAGAGACGUCUGCGGAAGAGAUUCCAAAUGCGCCUUCGCAAGGAGCCAAAGAUAAUGAUAUUCAUGCUGGAAUCUCCAAUCGAAACGUCUGGCGACCCCCUGGAAUCCCCACCGCUCCAGACCCAGCUCACCUUUUCCAGCAAAAUCUUCCAGCAAACACUUCUUCAGCUCCAAAUCCAAAAGCCCUUGCCGAGCUCCUCAGCAUAAUCCGCAGCAACGAAAAACGGAACAUGGAAAUACCGACCGCGCCAGCCCGUUUUCCGCCCGCCACUUUGGGGCGCCAUUCCGCUCCGUCUCUCAACCAAUCGCCGACUGGCCCGUACGGUCCCCUGCGCCUCGGACACACUCCUCAGGCCCUGCCGUUUCCUUCCAUGCGUCCGGGAAUGCUUCAAACACCGCCAGGGAUAGGACAAAGCCUCCCCGCAAUGCAGCAGUCAAAUCCAGCUCUCGGCCUCCUGAAUCUUCUCAACAAAUCGCCAUUGCUUGCAAGUCUUCAUUAUCAACAGCAGCAGCAAAAACAAGCGGCUCAUCAGGCGAUGUCUGCGAAUCAUAGACCGCCAGUCAGUCUGAACAGCCCUUCAGUGAUGGAUAUCUAUCAACUGGUUUCAAUGGCGAGAGAUAGUUUGAAACCAAAAGAAAUCGAGGCACGGGGUCAAAUGGUAAACCACUACCACCAAAUAGCAGUGAUCGAGCAGCUCAAGAAGCAGUCGGCUAUGAUAACUUCUCAGAUUCAGCUAAACAACUUGCGAAAGAUCUGCCAAGGAGACAAGGGCGGCCAAUACAAUUGUCCGAGUUGCCUAACUUCCUUCGUCACACUGCGAGAACUGGAGUCUCAUCGACGAGUAAUCCACGGCGUUGUCGAUGACCAUGUGGCACACGACGAGGCAAACUCGGAAGAGUCGUCCGGAAGCGUCUCAAAUGACAAGAUUUUCGAAUGCCACGUCUGCCAGAAAGUUUUCAAGCGGUCUUCGACGCUGUCAACUCACUUGCUGAUCCAUUCUGAUACGAGGCCGUUCCCGUGCCCAUUUUGUGGAAAACGAUUUCACCAGAAGUCGGAUAUGAAGAAGCAUACCUACAUUCAUACAGGAGAAAAGCCGCACAAAUGCCGCGUCUGCUCGAAAGCCUUCUCCCAGUCCUCGAAUCUCAUCACUCACAUGCGCAAACACGCCGGAGUCAAGCCUUUUGCAUGCGAUCUCUGCGACGAAGCCUUCCAAAAGAAAGUAGAGCUGCGUCGCCACACAGAGGCAGCCCAUAAUGUGAAGACAAGAUAA